UAUGAGGAGGAGAGGCAGCAGCAGGGCGCGUUCAGGACGCUCCAUGCCCAGCGAGCGCGCAGAAUCCACUCCUGGUUUUGCUGCUCCGCUCCUCACACAGCGUAGACUCUAUUAUACCUCCACUGACUCUCGGCGCUCCAGUAUUGCUGUGCAAGCAGAUGUUUCCAGUUUUGACGGUGCUCGCAUUUGGAGGAGGAGGAGGAGGAGGCAUCCUUUAGCGCGAAGGCUCGCAAAGUGGCACGAAACAACAGAAACUGCCGCGACUCCCGGCUCAGUGUCAGACGGAGGAGAGUUGUCACAGCAGCAGCUGCGAGAAAGACAAGAGAGAAAAAGGGGGGAGAGCGAAGGAGGCAGCACUUUAUUUACCACACCUGUGAUGCGUUGUUCAGAGCAACGGAGACGCAAGAGACCGGGAUACUGAUGGCCACGGCUCAGCGGGAGGAUAUGUGCUGAGGAAAAAGACUUGGGCGUUGUGUGUGUGUGUGUGUGUGAGUGAGAGAGAGAGAGAAAGAAAGAAAACAGGCGUCUACAGCCACAGAGGACACUCUCCGGACCUGAGGAAAACUCAGCGCGACAGUGUUUCUCCUCUGCCUCUGACACCUUUUUUAAAACUUAAGUGAUCAUUAAAGAAGAGAAAAAGAAAAACCCGCUCGAAGAUGCCCUUACUCCCGGGCCCCUUUGUCCGCCGCAGGUUCAGCGCUGCGCUACUUGUGCUGUGGCUCAUGUUCGCUGGCUUCACCUGCUCUGGUUCUGAGCACACGGCCACAGCAACACUCCCUGCCGCCUUCUCAGAUCUAUUACCUCACUUCCUGGUGGAGCCAGAGGAUGAGUACAUUGUGAAGAACAAGCCGGUGACGCUGACCUGCCGCUCCACUCCAGCCACACAGAUCUACUUCAAGUGCAUCGGCGAGUGGGUGCACCAGGACGACCAUUUGAUCGAGCGGACCAUUGACCCCGCCACAGCUCUGCCAGUCAUGCAGGUGACAAUUGACAUAACCAGACAGCAGGUGGAGAAGAUCUUCGGUCUUGAUGAGUACUGGUGUCAGUGUGUCGCCUGGAGCACCACAGGCACCCAGAAAAGCCAAAAAGCAUACAUCAGGAUCGCUUACCUAAGAAAGAACUUUGAGGUGGAGCCGCAGGGUAAAGAGGUGGCAUUGGACCAGGAGGUGUUACUGCGCUGCCUUCCCCCCGAGGGAGUGCCACAAGCCGAGGUGGAGUGGCAGAGGAACGAGGAUUUGAUUGACCCAGCAAGCGACCCCAAUUUUUUCAUCACGGCUGACCACAAUCUUGUCAUCAGAAAGGCCCGUCUGGCAGACACGGGCAACUACACGUGUGUGGCCAAAAACAUUGUUGCCCGCCGCAAGAGCAACUCCGCCACAGUCCUUGUCUAUGUCAACGGCGGCUGGUCCACUUGGACCACCUGGUCGUCCUGCAGUGCUGUGUGUGGGCGUGGCUGGCAGAAGAGGAGUCGGAGCUGCACCAACCCCACGCCACUGAAUGGAGGCACAUCCUGUGAGGGGCAGAACGUCCAGAAAAGUGCCUGUGUGGCCACCUGUCCAGUGGAUGGAGGCUGGAGUGAGUGGAGCAAGUGGUCGGCUUGCGGCGCUGACUGUUCAAUGUGGAGGAGCAGGGAGUGCACCCAGCCCUCACCUGGCACUGGGGGUAAAGACUGCCAGGGGCUUGACCUCCAGUCGCUCAACUGCACCAGCGAGCAGUGUCCACAGACUGUAAGUGGAGCCGAAGACGUGGCGCUCUACGUUGGCAUGGUGGCGGUGGCCCUGUGUCUGACACUCCUGCUCAUCGUGGUGGUGAUGGUUUACCGGCGAAAGAAGGAGGGACUGGAUGCUGAUGUGGCCGACUCCUCGAUUCUCACCACUGGCUUCCAGCCCAUGGGCAUCAAGCCCAGCAAGCCAGGUGUGUGGGCACCGCGGCCACGCAGGCCUCCCCCCCACAGCAAGAAUUCCCACUUGCUCACUAUCCAGCCUGAUCUCACCACCACCACCACCAGUUACCAGGGCACACUGCGCUCUCGCCACGAUGCCACUGGGAAGUUUUCUAUGACCAACGGGCCUCUGCUGGACCCACUCCCCAACGGCUCACACACUCUGCACAAUGGCAAGCUUAACGCAGACCCUGCUGAAUUUGUGAGCAGGCUGUCCUCUCAGAGUUACUUCAAAACUCUGCCCCGUGAUGUGGCCAACACCUCCUAUGGGACCUUCAACUUCCUGGGAGGGAGGCUGACAAUCCCCAGCACGGGAAUCAGUCUGCUCAUUCCUCCCGAGGCCAUCCCCAGAGGAAAGAUCUAUGAGAUUUAUCUCACUGUUCAGAGGAAGGAAGAUUUAAGGUUACCAUUGGCUGGCUGCCAGACCCUGCUUAGCCCCGUUGUGAGCUGUGGCCCCCCAGGAGUGGUCCUGAGCCGACCGGUUAUCCUCAGCAUGGACCACUGCUCCGAUGCGUGCCUCGAUAACUGGGCUGUGCGCCUGAAGAAGCAGAACUACGAGGGCGCAUGGGAGGAUGUCCUGCUUAUGGGGGAGGAGCUUGUGGCUGAGCCCUAUCACUGCCAGCUCGAGGCCGAGACGUGCCGACUGUUCUCCGAGCAGCUGGGCACCUUUGCCGUGGUGGGAGAAUCCCUGCACAUGGGUGCUGCCAAACGCCUGAGGCUGGUGCUCUUCUCCGACGCGUACUGCUCCACGCUGGAGUACAACAUCAGGGUGUACUGCAUGGAUGACACGCAUGACGUCUUCAAGGAGGUGAUGCAGAUGGAACAGCAGCUCGGGGGUCGGCUGAUUGACGAGCCACACGUCCUGCUUUUCAAAGACACUUACCACAACCUGCGCUUGUCCAUCCAUGACAUGCCCCAGGCGCACUGGAGGAGCAAGCUGCUAGCUGGGUACCAGGAGAUCCCGUUCUAUCACAUCUGGAACGGUUCCCAGCGGUACCUGCACUGCACGUUCACUCUGGAGCGGCUCAGUCUCAGCACCUGCGAGCUCACCUGCCAGCUGUGUGUGUGGCAGGUGGAGGGGGAGGGCCAGAGCUUUAGCCUUGACUUUAACAUUGCCAAGGACACCCGAGCUGUGGACUCAGAGUUCCUGCUGAUGGACAGUAACGCCACAGCUCUGGCAGGGCCCAGCGCCUUUCAGAUCCCGUACCUCAUCAGGCAGAAGAUCUGCAGCAGCCUGGAUGCCCCCUGUCCCAACGGAGCUGACUGGAGAAUGCUCGCACAAAGACUUAAACUUGAGAGACACAUGAGUUUCUUUGCAUCCAAAGCAAGCCCAACCUCUAUGAUCCUGGACCUGUGGGAGGCACAACAUUUCCACAGCGGCAACAUCAACCAGCUGGCCUCAGUCAUGGCUGACAUUGGCAAACAGGAAGCCAUGAUAUUCUUGGUCUCUGAUGGCGAGUGCUAACUCAGAAACUGGAGAGAGACUGGUAUAGGGAAAAGAAAAGAACACAACUAACAACACAAAAAAAAAAUACCACAGCAGGAAUUGAACAGCAGAGCUGUCCCAGUGUCCCUCCUCUUCACUUUAGAAGAUAGUAAAUGCUUUGCGAUGGAUUGUAAGUCCCUAUGUCCCUCUGAAAAUCUUUAAAUGACUGACCAAAUGUGGGGAAAGGUAGAGCUGAGGUAUUUUAUGAACAGUCUCAAUAAAUGAAAACCCUUUAUUUUCCAUUAACGAUUAAAUUAGUCCACAUCCUGGUUAAAGAUCACUUUAAAUUGACUUUAGGCCUUUUUCACAAAUAAGCGAACAAGGAGCAAUAUGCAAACAUGCGGCUAUUUUUAAUGUCCAAUAUUGCAAACUCAACAAAUCAUCUCUGAGCUGAUGUAUUAAAUACGAGAGGAAAAGAAAAGGGAUGUGUGACAGAAGGUGCCAGUCAUUUCAGGGUCGAGAGAGCGAGCAACAUAUGCAACUGACAGGUUGGUUUAUGACAUUAUCUCACACUGAUUCACAUUUUCAACAAGGUCAUCAGGGUCCGUACACAUCCCCUCACGUCCACUCCCAAAACCCACUGACUGUAUUGAUGGACAUCUAUGUGUCGGAUGAUUCUUAAAAACUCACACGGGCAGCUUGUAGCACAUUCUGGACUUGCAGGUUUAAAACAGAUUGUAUGUCAGAGGCCCCCCCCCCC
Messenger RNA from Solea solea (common sole), 4128 nucleotides. It is a transcript of the gene unc5a, whose product is annotated as unc-5 netrin receptor A. Gene Ontology annotation, molecular function: protein binding; netrin receptor activity. Gene Ontology annotation, biological process: netrin-activated signaling pathway; anterior/posterior axon guidance. The record is from RefSeq and is a predicted model, not a curated record. Bases 657 to 3407 code for a protein of 916 amino acids. Gene Ontology annotation, cellular component: membrane. NCBI's taxonomy places the organism in Eukaryota, Metazoa, Chordata, Actinopteri, Pleuronectiformes, Soleidae. The transcript is spliced from 16 exons.